AUGCCCUUUUUCGGCGACACUCUCGGCGCAUACAUGCUGCCGCGCGUCGUGCUGGAGUUACUCCAGCAGCCCGGCGGCCAGCAGCAGUGCGGUGUGCGCGGCGACUCGGGCUUCGCCUGGCUGCUGUCCGACAAGCAGCUCUACGUCUGGCGCUAUCGCGAGGGCAAGGAAGCGCGUCUUCGCGUCCUGACGCUACCCCGGCAGCCCACCCAGCCCUGCACCGUCGCCCUCCUCGCAGACAGCCUCCCUCUCGUCCCUUCAGGCGCCACCGCGACCUCCCUCAGCGCGAUCAUCUCCCCACACACCACCGCCGCUGCACACCCCGGUCCUGCAGCCGCCGACAGCUCCCUCACCGUCGCCGUCUGCGACGCCGACGGCCGCCUCACUGUCUGGCUAGACGCACACCACCUAGCCGCUCCCGUCGAGCACCUGCUGCUCAUCUCCCCCUCGCUCACCUCCGACACGGCUGCGGCCGCGGUCGGCUCUCGCCCGCCCCUAGUAUCGGCCUUCACUGCCGCGCGCCUCGACCUGGGCUCCGGUCCCGCCUUCCUCGCCACGCUAUCCGCCGCGGACGGCUCCCUACAUCUGGUCCAGGGAGGCGCCCAGGGGAUCUUUAGCAAGCAGCUGGUGGCGGCGCCGACGCCAGCGGCGGAGAGCCGCGGUCUUGUGGGGGCCCUGGGCAGUGUGCUGAGCCGCGCACUGACGGACGCGUUCGAGCCGUCCUCUCGCUACUUGCGCAAGACCCCCGCCGCCCGGCCGGCGGUGGCGCUGCACCUGGCCCCGGCGGCGGCGGGAGGCGGGCUGCACUACCGGCUGCUGGUGCUGACGCAGGACUCCCUCGACUGCUGGACGAUCCGUGUGGGUUUGCGGCCCUCGGAGACCCUGAUGUGGUCCUUUGCCAACUGCCUGGUUCGCCAGCACGAUAACCGGCGGGGGGGAGGGGGCCCGGUGAACUUGGACUUGGCGGUGGGGGUGGGGGGAGGCGGAGGCGGAGGGGGGUGUCAGGGCGGGGGCCAGCAUGUGGCGGUGUGGAUGACGGAGGCGGCCUUCCGGGGGGCUGCCUCGGCCACGGCGAUAUCUGGAGGAGGAGGAGGAGGAGGAGCUGGAAGUGGAGGAGGAGGAGGAGCCGCGGGGCAGGUCGGGGAGCUGAAACAGCAUGUCGUACAGCUGCUGGAGCUGCUUCCCGAGGGGGGUCCCGCAGUGUGCGGGGGGGUGCAGGACCUGGUGCGGGGGUACGAGGAGCCUCUGGACAGCACCGCCGCCACCCGCCGCCGUCUGCUCUACUCGGGCCACUCCCACACCUGCCUCCUGGCUAGGUGGGAGCAGCACCCGGGGAGCCUGCUCCAGGGAGCCCAGGCCUUCCAGGUCGCACAGCACUACCCGGGGGGAACCGACAUGGCCAGCGGCAGCGGCGGCGCCAGGGUGUGUCGGGCCUUAUGGACCUGGGAGGCCACCUCCGGCACCGCCAGGCCUCUCUCAGACGACCCGGACACCGCAGCUGUGGACAUCGCCGCUGGCGACGCCGCCGACGCCGCCUCCCGUUGGGUCGUACUCUCCGCGACGUACGGAGUCAUGGAAAUUGCCGCCGUCGCGGCAGCGCCGGCGGCGGCUCCGCUCGCCACCGUCAGCGGCGGCCUCGACCUGGCGGCAGUAAUCGCCAACCUGCUGGACGCCGUACUAUCACAGGCCGCCGCCAUCACCGCUGCUGGCGGCAACCUGCAGCCUGUGGCUAGCGGUCUGGGCCGGCGGCUGGGCGCCCUCGGCGCUCUGGACAGUCCCAUGGGUCAGUCCACAUUGGCCCAUUACAGCACUCAGUUGCUGGACCUGCUGCCUAAGCAGUGGGCGGCGGGGAGUGCGGCGGCGGUGGUGGUGGCUGGCGGCGUGGGUGUUGGCGGCGGUGGCGGGGCCGGCGGCAGCGGCGUGCCGCUAACAGUAACUGAGCAGCUGUCUGACAAGGAGUCCCGUCACUCCUUGAUGUUGCAGUGCUUGGCUCUGAGCGGGGUGCUGCAUGUGCUGGAGCCGGAGGUGCUCAGAGUCCUAAUCGAGAACUCUGAGAAGCUGGCAGUGGUUGGGGCGCUGCACCGCCUGCAGGCCCACCAGCGCGACACUCACAUGGCGGGGCAGGGGGGCCAGGAGGGGGACAUGGAGGGACGAGGGGGCCAGUGGUACGGCGGUGGUGGCGGGGUGGCGGCGGCGGCUGUGGCGCUGUUGUCGCGGCUGGUUUCGGAGGCGGGACAGGAGAGCAGCGUCCGGGAGUACGAGGUUUUGUCCCCCACGGAGAUCUUCUAUGCUCGUCCAUCCGUUUCCGUGGGCCAUUUCCUGGCGGCAAUAGGCCGUACGGCAGCUGGAGUGGCCUCUCAAGCGGCUAGAGGCCUGGGGAAUCCCGGGGACAGCGCCCUGUCCUCCCUCCGCGGCACUGUCCGCGAGCUGGGGGCGCUGGUGUCCCUGGUGAUCAGCAACGCGGGCACCCGCCGGGAGCAGCUGGCCGGCUGCUACCACCUGAGCUGCCAGGAGGUGGCGGGGCAGCUGGGGAAACCGGACUGGCUGGCGGGGGCGGACACGCGGGGGGCGCUGGAACAGCUGGCAAUGGCCGUUCUGAUGGUUCGCCCAAUGCCCCCCUCGCCGCCCUCCAUCGAGCUCUCCAACACACUGUACGGCGUCACGGACGUGCUUCUGACGUGUUUUUCGUCCGCUGUGGCGGCCGUCACCCCCCGCAACCCCUCCGCCCGGUCCUCCCUCCUGGCGGCGUAUCGGGAGCUGUUCGAGGUGUGUGAGGCGCUGGCCGCCGCCGACCCCUCCCAGUACUCCCGCCUCUUCACGCACAUGGCCACCCUGCCGCCCGAGGACCCCGCCGACCCCGCCGGCACCGCCCUGGCGACCUACGUCUUCGAGAGGCUGCUGCAGGACGGCAGGCCCGCGGACCUCCUGGAUCUGCCGCAACAGUUCCAUGCGGGCAUCACCGCCUUCCUGCAGUCCCGCCAGCCAGCUGCCUCCAACCUGCUUGCCGUACAGCUGCUCAAGAACGGUGCUCUGGCGGAUGCGGCAGUAGUGCUCACGCAGACCGCAAUGGCGGGGGGGAAUGAGGCGGCUGCAGCAAAACACCGGCAGCAGCAGCAGCAGCAGCCCCCCCGGGGUCGGCGUGCGGGAGAUUCUGCAGUAUCCGGGGGCCCUGUGAUGUGUCGGUUAGGCGGGCCGGUACGACAGCUGAGUCUGGCACGUAUGGCUGCUCGGGCUGCGGGAGAUGUGGGCCAGGAAGAGUACGUGGUACGGCAGCUCAGACUGCUGGGCCUGCAGUCCCGGCUGGGUCACAGUCCGGAUGAGGGCCCGAGGGAUACCGCACUGAUGCUGGACGAGGCGCUGGCGGAGAGGAUGGCGCACGGUAGCAAGUGGCAGGUCGCGUGGAAGGCGGUGUACGAGGCGGAUCCGUGGGACGAGAUCGCGGCGGCGCGGACCGCCGCCACGGAAGGUGUUGGUGGGGGGGGUGCUGGUUUCGGAGGUGUGGGGGCCGCGGGCGGAGGGGAGGAGCAGUGGAUGGCGCUGCUGGCGGAAAGUGCGGUGAGCCGGGCUGCCAGAGCGUGUGCCCGCAGUGAUACGCUUGGUUUCGGAGCCAAUGUGGUGGAUAGCGCCCCGCUGGACCAGGUGGCUCGCUGGCUGCGGUCCUGGGCGGUGGCGGGCAGCGCCACGGGCCCGGGCGCCCGCAGCGGCAGCCCGGGUCGCCACGGAGGUCCUAGCGGGCCCCUCGACCCCCGAGUGGAGAGGAGGGAGGCGGCGGUGAUGGCGGCGCUGAGGUUGGGGGUUGAAGGGAUCCGCGGGGUGCAAACGGCGAGGACCGCGGGGGGGGCGGGGGCGACGGCAGUAGCCAUGGCGGUGUCGGGGGUUGGCGGUGCGGCCUCGGUCGGUACCGGGGGCCUGUGGAAUAUGGGUGGAGAUGGACGAGCGGUGCCGACCGUGACGCUUCUGACUGCGUGA
Volvox carteri f. nagariensis is the source of this 3969-nucleotide messenger RNA. RefSeq lists its product as uncharacterized. Gene Ontology annotation, molecular function: structural constituent of nuclear pore; protein binding. NCBI's taxonomy places the organism in Eukaryota, Viridiplantae, Chlorophyta, Chlorophyceae, Chlamydomonadales, Volvocaceae. The record is from RefSeq and is a predicted model, not a curated record. Gene Ontology annotation, biological process: poly(A)+ mRNA export from nucleus; transcription-dependent tethering of RNA polymerase II gene DNA at nuclear periphery; protein import into nucleus. The coding region runs from base 1 to 3969 and encodes 1322 amino acids. Gene Ontology annotation, cellular component: nuclear pore outer ring. The transcript is spliced from 13 exons.